AUGACCGCCCUAAAUUUCUCUUUAGAAUUUUUAACAAAUGAUUUAAUUGAAAAAAUCGAUAGGAAGAGAAUUUUCCCUCCUCAUUUAAACGAUCCGGUGGAGUUAUUAGCUUUUAAUCGUGCUAAUCGACCUUCUCGUCCCCCUAAUGGAUUUCUCCUCUGUCGUAAGAACGUUAAUAGUAUCGCAAAAGAGGUAGGAAUCGCUAAUAUGCGGGUUAUUAGCAAAGUCGCUGGGAUAUUUUGGAGGAGUGCCACUCUAGAAGAAAAGGAAAUGUACGAAAAUUUAGCCAUCGAAGUCAGCACCGUCUAUACUCAAAUAAAUAACAUCGAAGUAAACAAUCAAUCCACUUUUGUGAGAAGGAUUUCGCCAAUGUAUAUGCCUUAUUAUAUCCAAGAAUCUCCACGUUUUAACUCGUAUUUUAAUGACAUUAAUGCUCAAAUGAUUACCCAAAUGGCAUACCCUCUCAACACGAACUUUUUGUCGGGAACACUUCCUAAUGAAUUUGAGUUGAAUAACGAAACAAAUCCUCUCGUAACCGAAUUUCCCUUACUCAAUGGAUCAUCCGAAUACUUCAAUACUUUUUUUGAACAAUAG
Funneliformis mosseae is the source of this 594-nucleotide messenger RNA. The record is from the annotation of a GenBank genome assembly. Lineage: Eukaryota; Fungi; Glomeromycota; Glomeromycetes; Glomerales; Glomeraceae.